This is a messenger RNA of Centruroides sculpturatus (bark scorpion), 1691 nucleotides long. Its product is annotated as otopetrin-3-like. The record is from RefSeq and is a predicted model, not a curated record. Gene Ontology annotation, molecular function: proton channel activity. Gene Ontology annotation, biological process: proton transmembrane transport. The transcript is spliced from 3 exons. The coding region runs from base 101 to 1324 and encodes 407 amino acids. Gene Ontology annotation, cellular component: membrane. Lineage: Eukaryota; Metazoa; Arthropoda; Arachnida; Scorpiones; Buthidae.
UCGAAAUUAAGAUUGACGUCAUCGAAUUCUAUACGUAGCCUUCUGUUUCGGACACCUGAUCCACGAGGGCCUCCAAUUGGGGCAGCAGAUACCGCACUUUAUGGGUUCCCAACUUCAGAGACUAAACUGUAGUCAAGUCACCGCCGUCAUUCUUCACGUGGUCAGACCGGUUUACUCCUUUUAUCAAUUAUUCAUGCUCUUCAAGUAUUCCAACAUCGUUAUUAAUCGUCACAAGGUGCUGGCCAGGUUCGGGUUGAUGCACGUGAUCGCCACCUGUCUGUGUUUCUGGUUCAACACUAUCGUGGAAGACACGCACGAGUAUUAUCAACACAAACAAACGCUCAAGUAUGGCUUAAAAAUCAACGCAAGUCUGCUAGACAUCUCCAAUCAAGUGUUGUUAGAGAACACCACGGAUCACGAAAAAACGAUAUUCUGCGCGGGAAAAACGGUGCUGUCCACCUGGGCCUUACAGGCUUCUCCGUAUCUCUAUCCUUUCACCAUCGAAUUCAACCUCCUGUUGGCCGGGGUGUGGAUCAUCAUGUGGCAGAACAUCGGACUGGAGACGUCGCGUGCCAAACCUCACCCCUUCCACGCCAAAGUUUCGACGGGGACCGACGGAGCCGAGGACGUCACAUACCACAGCAAUCUAGUCAUCAGCGCCGACUGCCACGCCUCCAACAAGGGCUUAUUCGCGGGCCUUUUCGUCCUCCUCAUCACCAUAGUGUCCGUCAUCAUUUUCUUCGUGUCCGCCUACAGCGAAGGAUACAGGAGCACGGCGGUGGCCAUCCACACCACCCAAGAAGUGGCACUGACCUCGCUGACCCUCCUGGCGGUGGUGGUGGCCUACCGGCAGGUGUCCAAACUGGAUUUCAACCCCCAUCCCAUCACCUUCCUGGACGACCUCUUGCUGUUCCUUCCGGUUCCUUUCUUCUUCGUCAAUUGCAUUCUGUCCACGUUGGCGGAGUUUUCGGUCGGAAACUACCUGCGGACGUCCGUGCACCCUCUGAUCAUGCUGCAGGUUAUCGUGCAGACCCCUUUAGUGGUGGACGGACUGAGGAGGUGCAGCAACACCCAGUCUCUGAGGUACAAGAAACCUGGCAGAGAAAUCGUAACUUUCCUCAUCAUAUGCAACCUGACCAUGUGGAUUGUCGGCACUUUCGAGAUCAGGAGCGUCGAACCCUUUUACAGUCAGGGAUCUUUCUACGGGGAAUUACAAUGGCUAUUGAUAGGUCACGCCACUCUACCCCUCAUGCUCUUCUACAGGUUCCAUUCUUCCGUCUGCCUGGUGGACAUUUGGAAAUCCGGAUACGAAAAAGGGGAGUGAGCGUUAUUUAUAGAAUACCCGAACGAUUUUCUGAGAAAAUCGUCGGCCCAAAGAAAGACAUUUUGUAUCUUAGUGUUUAUAUUUAUAUACCGUAGUUUUAUAACCGGAUGUACCGGUACCGGCUUCUACUUUAUACACUUAUUAAUUUAAAUCGCGUUUCGCGUACAGUACGUUGGUUACAAUAAACAAGAAUUAAAAACUACGCACGCUCCGUCUGGUGGUCGCUAGCGUCGACACAUCCGUGACGUAAUUCGACCACCAAACGAGACCAUCGUUUUUCUAAGAAAUGUUCGUAAAUUUUAAUUUUUAUUUAAGAAAAUUGGGCUAAGAGCCAAUUCGAUCAAGAAAAAAAAAAAAAAAAAAAAAA